Messenger RNA from Echinops telfairi (small Madagascar hedgehog), 1665 nucleotides. It is a transcript of the gene EXD1, whose product is annotated as exonuclease 3'-5' domain containing 1. Bases 1 to 1458 code for a protein of 485 amino acids. Gene Ontology annotation, biological process: nucleobase-containing compound metabolic process. The record is from RefSeq and is a predicted model, not a curated record. NCBI's taxonomy places the organism in Eukaryota, Metazoa, Chordata, Mammalia, Afrosoricida, Tenrecidae. Gene Ontology annotation, molecular function: 3'-5' exonuclease activity; nucleic acid binding. The transcript has 10 exons.
AUGGAUCCCAGCAAUGACUACAGUUUCCUCCAUCAGAAUUUGUGGAGAAGGGUGAAGCUCACCUUGCUUGGUGGCAUCUUCGAGGGGGUGCUCCAGCACGUGGACCCUAACAAGAUUGUUGUCCUGAAGAGAGUGAGGAAUGUGGAGACUGGUCGAAGUAUCCCAGGAGUGAAGAUGUUUUUUGGACAUGAGAUUAUGAAUGUGGAACUACUGGAUGGAGUAGAGCAGGUUGCAGUGAGAGAAAAGACAUCUUCUGUUAAUGUAAAUACAGCAAGAACCGAGAUAGAGAGAAUUAAAGAUGAAGACCAAAAAGUAUGUGAGCCUGCUGCUUCUGCCCCUGAGGCACCCACCCCUUCCCUGCUGAAUGACUAUAAGUUCAACGCUUCAGAGGAAGAGGAGGUAACCUACACAGUGAUUGAUCAGUUCCAGCAGAAGUUUGGUGCUGCAAUACUCCACUUCAAGAAGCAAAGUGUCCUGAGUGUGGCUGUGGAAGGCGCUAAUGUGUGUCGUCAUGGGAAACUAUGUUGGCUUCAGGUGGCCACAAAGAGCCGCGUUUACCUGUUUGACAUCUUCCUUCUGGGAAGCCGUGCUUUCAACAAUGGACUGAAGAUGGUAUUAGAAGACAAGAGAAUUUUGAAGGUUAUCCAUGAUUGUCGGUGGCUUUCUGACUGUCUAUCUCACCAGUAUGGAAUUUUGUUGAAUAAUGUCUUUGACACCCAGGUAGCAGAUGUCCUUCAGUUUUCUAUAGAAACAGGGGGCUUUCUUCCAAAUAGCAUCAGUACGUUGCAGGAAAGUUUAAUCAGACACCUUAAGGUAGCCCCUAAACAUGUCUCUUUUCUAGAACAGAGGCAAAAACUGACUCAGCCUACAUGUAUGGAGCUGCCAGCGGAACUGCUUCACCUCAAGGACUUGCAAAAGCAGCGCAGGGAGAGUGCUGUGAAAGAGUAUAGGGUGGAUGCACAGGGACUUCUGAUGAGGACAGUGCUACAAGUCAAGAAACCAGUGGCAGAGACAGCAGACAAGGAGGGAAAAGCAAGAGGUUUCUUACUUUGCAAAAAUUCGAGGGUAGCCAGAGCUCCGGAAUCUGAAGAAGACGUGGAUGUGUUGCAACAAGAAUGUAAGAAUAAGCAAAGUGAAACAAAGCUGCAGCCUUUACCUUCCCCACAGGGAGCAGAAGCCUGUGAGGCCUCCAGGCACAAAGUCACUUGCCCUGAUUCCAAUAGGUCAAAGGACCAGAAAACUGCUAAAGGAGGACACACUAAGAUACCUAAGCAUGAGGCUCAGCCAAGACUCUCUUUGAAAGAGGAGAUAGAACGGUUGUUGAUGAUAGAAAACAAAGAUUUAACACGCCCAAAGCAAGAUGUUUCAUUCUCUCCAAGUGACUCCUUUGACCCUUUAAGAAAAACUAUGCAUUCCACACUUCCUCCCUGUCCAGCCUUGGAGAAGAAUGAUUCCUAGAUAAAUCCUCCUGUAAUUCUGCCUUAGAAGAGCAAUUUGUUUUUCAGGCCAUCCAGUUGGCUCGUUUCCACUGCCAUCUGGGUGUUUAUUUGGAGCUGAUAGCUCAGGACAAAGUUUCUCAUUUAAGUUUGGUCCUGCCUCAGCCACAAGCUUCAGGGAACGUAUGACCUCCAGCCUCCCUUCCGACAGUGCUAAUACUUUGGUUAG